Molecule: messenger RNA, 375 nt
Organism: Cooperia oncophora
Lineage: Eukaryota; Metazoa; Nematoda; Chromadorea; Rhabditida; Trichostrongylidae
Source: the annotation of a GenBank genome assembly
AUGUCGAUGUUCCUGCUUAUCAACUCCGAGAGAAUUGCCUUUCAGUUUUCGCCAAUCCGUCAAACAGCUUUGUCGUCAAUGCCUAAGAAAACUUAUAUGUGUUUGUAUAUGUAUGUUAGAAAUGGCAACUACACAUGCCACAUUACUUUCGAUGGACGUGGUGUUGCAGAGACCGCACGUCAGCUUUUCGCUCUUGCCGACCAGAAGUAUGAGGAUGUCCGUCUUACCAGAGAGGCUUUUGCUCCACUGAAAGAGACUUUCCCAUUCGGACAAAUGCCAGUGCUUGAGGUUGACGGCAAGCAGCUGGCGCAGUCGUUGGCAAUCAACCGCUACUUGGCAAGGACUUUUGGUAAGAGCGCAGAAGCAUCAGUAUAG